UUGUCCACGUUUCAAUCUGAAUUCUUGUGCUUGUUGCUAAACAGUGAGUAGUUACUUGCCCGUGCCUGUCGUUUUGGGCUGGUGAAGAUAGCAGACACAGAACUCAGGUAGCCCCUAACAUCCAGUCGCGUCAUGCAUUCGUCACAUCAAGACAAUCAAUCAUCAUCCCAUUCGCUCUCUCAGAACGUCUCAGCAUGCACAGAAAGCACUGCCGUGGAAGGAAAUGAUGCCGGCCGACUCCGCCUACGCGAUGUCAAACAUGCCACGAUUGUGGACAUCGACACAUCAAACCCCAUCCGACUCGCCUCUAAAAGGCCAUCUAUCGACGAGUUAACCUGCCUCGGACCUCGUCAAAUCAUGAAAUCCACUUCCGCAAACAGAACCGACCUGCGAUGGGUUCACUUACCCGCGAACUGCAUGUCAUGGGUGGAAGACUUGAUGGCCGCCGUCUGCACAGAAAAAGGUCUUACCGUCCCCCGAAAUGAGGACGGCACUAGCCAAAAUCCUCUGCUUCGCAAGGAUCUUUGGGCUCAUCUGUUUCACGGUAAAGCAUCCAGUCAGAUCCACGCCCGUUUCAUGGGGCCCGUAUGCACCCCUUUUUCUCUCUCGGUCGACGACGAGGAGUCCGGCUCCGAUGGCAGCGCGACACGUGGGACGCUGGGUAACCUUGUGCUGUACAUGCCCUUCUUGCACUGGGAGUCCUUAGAUGCCUGGACGGAAAGGCAAGAGUUGAUUGGCGAGGUCAAAGAAGGGAGACCGGGGAGGCCUCAGGUCGAUAGGGACUUCGUCAGGACAUAUCUGCCUCAUAAAACGGCACCACUGCAUGAUCGGCGGUCUCUCCAUCAGGCGUUCUACCAUUUCUCUGGCCUCACGAGAUCGGUGCCGAGGGUGGAUCAAGUCAUGGAGAAAUUCACGUCUGGGAGGGGUGACCAGGAUGGAUGCGCGAAACUGAUAGUUGUGGAUCAAUUAUGGCUCUGGUUGAUCAAAGGCACACGAACGACAAACGAACAAGAUAAAGAUGGCAAUGGCUUGUCAGCGGACCCAGAUCUUGUCAUCACUGCCUUUCCCGCUCGGUUUAACGACCGGUAUGAUUCCGCCAACAUUCACCGCUGCAUUGUCGAACACCUCGAACGAGGUCUGCAGCCUCCCCUCAAGAAAGUGGAGGAUCUGGUGGCUUUGAUAGUGGAGCACUGUACGGGCGUCUUCUUCCAACGCCAGCUCGAGAACGACAAAUGGUUCCUCGAGUUUUUCGCGGCAGCAAUCGGGGAAGUGCGAGAAUCCCAAAGAGCCGCCUUUAAUGCCUUUUGCGCUGCCUCCCGUUCUCUCCAAAACCGCCAGCAGCAACACACCAUCUCCUCUCCACUGUCCGACCCGUCUUUGAGCAUCACCGAAGAAACUUCCCUCGUCUGUCGCAUCAAGGCCAUCAUUGACGAGCUCACCUGCAUCGACUACAUCUUGUCGCGACAAGAAAGCGUUCUCCACUCACUUACACGUGCCCAACCCAAAUCACGCAUGCUCCGCACCGUUGCUGAAAUGGUGAAAGAGCGCCGCGUAGCAUGGGCGUCGCUCGCCUCCACCGCUGAGGCCUCCCACUCUGAAAUCCAGUCGCAGAUGGACCUCAAGCAGAAACAGGCCAAUCUUUCAGAGAGUAGGAUGUCGAGGUUUCAAGCUCAGGCUUCCGCCUCACACUCACGCAUAAUGCUCCUGUUUACCGUCGUCACCAUCAUCUUCUUGCCGUUGUCCUUCCUGGCAACGUGGUUUGGCAUGAAUAUCGAGGAUCCCAAAGCCGGGAAUCUGAAACUGUACCAGAUCGCGGCGAUCAUAUUUCCGAUCUCAAUGGUCCUUGUAAUGGUGGCGCUGGCGUUUGCGUUUAAUGAAAGGCUGAGGGCCGUGGUCGUGAGAGUGCUGGAGUCCUUUUGGACUGUCUUUUCCGGGACGGCACCUACAGACGAGGAUGGAAGGUCUUGGAGGGAUCAUCACGAUGACAGCAUGGAGAUGGUGUAAUAUAAAAC
This is a messenger RNA of Exophiala xenobiotica, 2012 nucleotides long. RefSeq lists its product as uncharacterized. The transcript has 2 exons. Gene Ontology annotation, cellular component: membrane. NCBI's taxonomy places the organism in Eukaryota, Fungi, Ascomycota, Eurotiomycetes, Chaetothyriales, Herpotrichiellaceae. Bases 133 to 2004 code for a protein of 623 amino acids. Gene Ontology annotation, molecular function: metal ion transmembrane transporter activity. The record is from RefSeq and is a predicted model, not a curated record. Gene Ontology annotation, biological process: transmembrane transport; metal ion transport.